CAGGCGGAACCUUCCAUCCCACUGCACCCGGACAGCUGCUAGUGACGGACCCAUGGUAACCCGGACGUAUAGAGGCGGUACACUGAUUAAAUUCAAGCCAUGGAGGAACAGGAGAUGCAGAUUAAGGUGAAAAAAGGUGAGCCAGUAGUGUUUUGGAAGGGGUAAAGCGAUGGCGAAGCCGAUUAUUCAGAGAAUCACAGAUAAGUUUACUGAGAGUAUGUAUGUCCUCGCCAAUGAGCCUUCAGUGGCUUUGUAUCGCCUGCAGGAACAUGUACGAAGGUCAUUACCGGAGCUGGCCCAGCACAAGGCUGAUAUGCAGAACUGGGAAGAACAGAGCCAAGGAUCCAUUUACACAGUGGAGUAUGCUUGCAGUGCUGUAAAAAGUAUGACCUUCAGCAGCGUGCACUUUAAGAGCGUUGAGGGUCUACUGAAGCAAGCCAUCAACUUGAAGCACCAGCUGAACACCGUGCAGAGUCGCAGGUAGUACUCCGGAUACAGUUUUCAUUGUCCACCACAGCCUUCAUAUAUAAACAGGACAGAGAGGAGCGUCAACGAGGAGCAAAGAAAAUGUCCCUG
Molecule: messenger RNA, 576 nt
Organism: Nanorana parkeri
Lineage: Eukaryota; Metazoa; Chordata; Amphibia; Anura; Dicroglossidae
Gene: BORCS8
Product: BLOC-1 related complex subunit 8
Exons: 4
Coding region: 170-484 (104 amino acids)
Cellular component (GO): BORC complex
Source: RefSeq, a predicted model, not a curated record